Aureobasidium vineae is the source of this 693-nucleotide messenger RNA. Lineage: Eukaryota; Fungi; Ascomycota; Dothideomycetes; Dothideales; Saccotheciaceae. The record is from the annotation of a GenBank genome assembly.
AUGACGCUCUACUACAGUCUUGUCUUCGCCCUUCUCGUCUUCGAGAUGGUCGUCUUCAUGUCGCUGAUUGUCCCCAUGCCCUUCAGCUGGAAGCGCAAGCUCCUGACCUUCAUCUCUGAGAGUCCUGUCAUAGCAAAGCUGCAGUACUGGAUAAAGGUAUCGUGCUCCACAUCGUCCAGCUCGCUUGUAGCUCCAAUGCUGACCCUGGCAUCAGNNAUCACCUUUGUCUUCAUCCUGAUCCUGUUCGUCGACAGUGUCAACCGCGUUUACCGCGUCCAGCUUGAGCUUGCCAAAGCCAACAACGCCAACAAUGGCGCCGGUGCUGCUGCCGUUGGUGGUAUCGAACGCAUGGAGAUCCAGGCUCGCAAGUUCUACUCGCAACGCAACAUGUACCUCUGUGGCUUCACCCUCUUCCUCUCUCUGAUCCUCAACCGCACCUACACCAUGAUCCUUGACGUCCUCCGCCUCGAGCUUGAGAACAGACAGUUGAAGGGCACCGACGGAUCCAAGGAUGCCAAGCUCAACGAGGUCAGCAGCAUUGGCGAGGUCGGCCGCCUGAAGAAGGAGCUUGCUGCCAAGGACCGUGACAUCGAGACUCUCAAGAAGCAGGCCCAGGGUCUCUCUACCGAGUACAACCGCCUUGGUGACCAGGUCUCUGGCAACUCCGACAGCACCCCCAAGAAGGACCGAUAA